CGUGCGGCUCAGUAAAAUGGCUGUAUGUAGCGGAGCCUCGUGUUGGUUGGGUUCGCUCCCUGCCGCUGCCCGGGCUCAGUAACACAACUCCCACAACAAUUUUUGUCGCUGUUUUACGCAUUGUAUGGAGCCUCCAUCAUCUCUCUAACUCAUUUGCGGAGCCGGAACCGGGGGGAUGGCCGCCGGAGUCGGGCCGGUGUGAGAAUGAGUCGGCACAAGGAUAAAUGGUUAUAAACAAUUAUUUAUAUUCAAUGCUAGCUUGUGAUUGUGACUGACUCGCCGAGAGAGGGAGAGAGAGGUGGUGGUGGUGGUGGUGGUGGGGGGGGGCGGUAUAUCAUGGCCGCUCAGGUCGCCAGCGCCGCCACUCUGAACACUAGCCCGCCUUCCGAACUCAAAAAGCCGGAUCGAGACCCCAAGGAGGAGUCGGUACCGAGGGAGAAGCAGUCAGACAAAAAGCAGCCGGGCUUGGACAGCGGAUCGCCGGGCCGGGGGGAUCUGCAGGACGGGGCCGAGGGUGGAAAUGCAGGGGGAGGAGGGGAACCUGAGAUGAAGAACGGGAAUGGGAACCCGCCCAGGGCUAACAAUAAUAACCAGAAUGACUCUGUCGGACCGGAGGGAAAUAAUCAUCCCGGUUUGGUGCAUCACCACGGCGCCGCGUUUCCUCCACCUUCAUACGGAUACAGCCAGCACUACGGCCGGGCCCCUUUUCAUCAACAUGGCGGACAACAAAGCCCUGGCAUGGCAGCUGCUGCGGGUCCGGUCGUGCAGUCGAGCAACAUGAUGGACCCGUACCAGCCCAAUUCGCACGAGCAUGGCUUCGCGAACCACCAGUUCAACAACUACAACCCGUUCCCGAACAGGACUCCGUAUCCCGGCCAGGCGUACGCCGUGAACUCCCCUCGCAGUACCCAGGCGCCGACAGCUGGGGGGCAGCCAGCUAAGCAGCAGCAGCAGCAGCAGCAGCAGCCGCCGCCGCCACCAGCGGGAGGACCCACGGCGAUGGCCGGAUCUUACAGUAACCAGAGAUAUAACAUCGGCAACCCGCAGCCCACGUCCACGCCGACGCUCAACAAGCUCCUGACGUCCCCGAGCUCCACGCGGGGAUAUCCCAACUACCCGCCGGGCGACUACAGUAGCCAGGAGGCUGCUAGUAAGGGACCAGCGGAGCUGAGCAGUGGCGGCCAGUACGCAGGCAGCAAUCCGGGCUGGCAACAAAGAAGCCACCACCCGUCGCCCAUGAGCCCGGGGAGCGCCGGGCAGCCGCUGGUUAGGAACCAGCCACCUGGUCCCAUGGAUCCAAUGGGGAAAAUGAGAGGCCAACUAUAUGUUGCAGGCAGUCCAUACGGUCAGCAGUCACAGCAGGGGCCCCCCACAGGUCCACAACAGGGACCCGGUUACCCAGGCCAGGGUUAUGGCUCUCCAGGUCCCCAGCGAUACCCAGUGGGAAUGCAAGGAAGAACCCCUGGAAAUAUGGGUACCAUGCCAUAUGGUCCACAGAUGGGAUCUUAUGGACCGCAGGGAGCAGGAGGUUAUGGCUCUCAGGGCCAGGCACAGUAUUACGGCCAGCCUGGCCAGGCUCCUCAUCCAAGCCAGCAGCAAACCCCCUACUCACAGCCCCCACCGGGACAACCGGGUGGCCAGACACCUUACCCAGGGCAACCCCACCCUGCGCCAACUUCUGCUCCUCACACCCAGGGAGGACCACCAUAUCAGCAGCCCCACAUGCCCCCACAGCCCCAGGGGCCACUGCCAGGCCCAUCCCAAGGGCCCCCACAAUCUCAGCCACCUUAUUCUCAAGCCUCAGCCCCACAGCCUGGCCAGCCUCCCUACGCCCAACAGCAGGGUCCUCCCAGUCAGGCCCCGCCGCAGCCAAGUUCUCAGGCUCCCCCUGGAUCACAGGGACAGUCUAGCUACCCUGGAUCUACACAGGGGCCUCCGCAGCCUCCCUCGCAGCAACAGCAGGCACAGUCCCAGCCUCCACAGCAGCCAUCGGGACACAGCCAACACCCACAGGGCCAGCCUGCUGCGUACCCACAGAACCCGCAGCAGCAAGCACAACAGUCACCUUUUCAGCGCUUUCCUCCUCCACCACAGCAGGAGGUAUCCCAGGACUCAUUUCAGUCCAACGCCCCGCCAUCCACUCAGCCUAAAUCCGGCCCAGAGGACAGCCAAGGCCGCCCCUCCAGCCUUCCGGACCUGUCGGGCUCCAUCGAUGACCUGCCUACAGGUACGGAGGGCGCCCUGAGUCCCGGCGUGAGUACAUCAGGUGUGUCCAGCAGCCAGGGCGAGCAAAGUAACCCGGCUCAGUCGCCUUUCUCUCCACACACGUCUCCCCACCUGCCAGGCAUCAGGGGGGGGCCUUCUCCUUCCCCAGCUGGCUCCCCUGCCAGCGCCAGCACACCCCGCACAGGACCACUGUCACCUGCCAACAUGCCAGGGACCCAGAUGCCUCCCAGGCCGUCAAGUGUGCAGUCAGAUGGGAGCCUACAUCCAACAAUGAGCCAGUCUCCUAUGGCCCAGGAAAGAGGGUUUAUGCAGAGAAACCCUCAAAUGCCCCCUUAUGGCUCCCCCCAGUCGGCCUCUGCACUUUCGCCGCGACCGUCCUCAGGAGGACAGAUACAUCCUGCGAUGGCCCCAUAUCAGCAGAACAACUCCAUUGCUGGCUACGGGCAACAAGGGGCACAGUAUGGCCCCCAAGGUUAUCCCCGUCAGCCUGGCUAUGGCAACAUGCCCAACGCCAACUACCCUGGUCCAGGCAUGGGCCCAAUGAACCCUAUGGCAGGACAAGGUGGGGGGCCACCAUAUGCUGGCAUACCUCCAGGAAGGAUGCCUCCAAAUCAAAUGGGGGCCCGUCCCUAUGGCCCCAACAUGGGCCCCAACAUGGGCCCCAACAUGGGCCCCAACAUGGGCCCCAACAUGGGCCCCAACAUGGGCCCCAACAUAGGCCCCAACAUGGGCCCCAACAUGGGCCCCAACAUGGGCCCCAACAUGGGCCCCAACAUGGGCCCCAACAUGGGCCCAAACAUAGGACCCAACAUGGGUCCCAACAUGGGUCCCAACAUGGGCCCCAACAUGCCUGCUAACAUGGGCAACAUGCCACCCCAGGUAGGCUCAGGAAUGUGUCCACCUCCUGGCAUGAACAGAAAGUCCCAGGACCCAGCGGCCAUGCAGCACCCUGCCACCAACUCCAUGCACAGCAGGAUGCCUGGUUACCCCAACAUGUCUCCAGGCAUGAUGGGGUCCGGUCCGCCUUAUGGCCCUCCCAUAAACAACAUGCCUGGAAUGAUGAACACACAAGGCGGAUCACCUUAUCCUAUGGGGCCAAACAUGGCCAACAACUCGAGUGGUAUGGCCCCCAGUCCAGAGACGAACAAUAAGAUGAAUAACAAAGUAGAUGGGAGUGUAACGCCCAAGCCAGAACCUAAAUCCAAGAAGUCCAAUUCUUCCACCACAACCAAUGAAAAGAUAACACGCCUGUAUGAGUUGGGGCCUGAGCCGGACAGAAAGAUGUGGGUGGACCGUUAUUUGGCCUUCGUUGAAGAGAAAGCCAUGAGCAUGACGAACCUGCCUGCUGUAGGACGCAAACCCCUCGACCUCUUCCGGCUGUAUAUGUCGGUUAAAGAGAUCGGAGGCAUGACACAGGUGAAUAAGAAUAAGAAGUGGCGUGAUUUGGCCACUUCCCUGAAUGUGGGUACAUCAAGCAGUGCUGCCAGUUCUCUGAAGAAACAGUACAUCCAGUGUUUGUAUGCCUUUGAGUGCAAAGUCGAGCGUGGUGAGGAUCCUCCUCCUGAGAUUUUUGCAGACAACAAAAAGAACCAAGCUGCUAAGGUCCAGCCGCCCUCUCCAGCGUCCCUCUGCUCCACAGCUGGGUCAGGCUCUCUGCAGGGUCCUCAGACACCCCAGUCCACCAGCAGCUCCAUGGCCGAGGGGGGAGACUUAAAACCGCCAACCCCAGCCUCCACUCCUCAUACCCAGAUGCCGCCCAUGCCACCAGUGUCCAGGAGUAGCGUUAACCUGCAGGACCCCUUCUCUGAAGGAAAUGACCCUGCUUUCCCGAGGAAGAACGUGACGCCCAACUCCGCCUAUCAGUCCGGCAUGAACACACCAGACAUGCAGGGGCGCAUGGGCACCUACGAACCCAACAAGGACCCCUUUGCCAACAUGCGGAAAGUUGGGGAGCAGUUUUUACCUGCUAACCCGGGCCCUAACAGCGGGGUGGGCGACCAACAGCAGCAGCAACCGCCACAACAACAGCAGCAGCAGCAGCCUCCAUUCAACAGGGGACCACCUGGGGCGAUGGGCACGAUGCCAAUGGGGCCCAGACAGCAGUAUCCUUAUGGACCAGGCUACGACAGGAGAUCGGAGCAAGGAUUGGGCCCAGAGGGCAACAUGGGAUCCGGUGCUCCUCAGCCAAACCCGAUGAUGCCUGCCAAUGCCGAUGCGGGGAUGUAUUCGCCAAAUCGCUUCCCACCACAGCAGCCACGGCAUGAUUCCUAUGGUAAUCAGUAUCCUGGACCGGGAACGCCCCCUACUGGCUCAUACCCAAAUCAGCAGCCUGGAUUGUACCCACAACAACAACAGAGUUACAAGCGUCCUGUGGAAGGGGGUUACCCUCCAUCAAAACGUCACGAGGCGGAGUACAGUGGGCCUUUCCCCAGUGGACAACAACCACAACCGCCACAGCAACAGCAAGGAGGCACCGCUGCCCCCCCAUCAGGACAACAGGAGUCGUACAAUCAGUACAGCGGCAGUGGGCCCUACCCUGGCUCUGAUCGCCGUCCACCUGGCCCAGGCAAUCAGUUCCCCUUCCCCUUUGGUCGUGAACGAAUGCCGGGAGCGACGGGGCCCAAUGCUCAGCCCAGCAUGCCCCCUCAGAUGAUGCAGCCAGGCCCUGAGGGUCCUCAGGGAGGCAUGUGGCAAGGGCCGCGAGACAUGAACUAUCAGAACUACCCCAGCAGGCCAGGUGGCCCUGGGGGCCCACCCCAGGGACCCGGUUACCCUGGCAUGAAUCGUUCAGAGGAGAUGAUGUCAUCAGAACAACGCAUGAAUCAUGACGGUCAGUGGGGGGGUCAGAUGGGCCCACGGCAGCCUCCCUAUGGUCCAGCUGGGCCUGGCCAACCUAUGCCUCGUUCAGUACAGUCCAACUACCCGCCCCCUCAGGGUGUGCAGAACCACAUUCCACAGGUGUCCAGCCCGGCCUCCAUGCCCCGCCCGAUGGAGAGCAGGACAUCACCCAGUAAAUCUCCCUACAUGCAUGGAGUAAUGAAGAUGCAGAAGGCUGGACCCCCAGUGCCUGCUUCUCACAUAGUGCCCCCUCCAGUGCAGUCGCCUCUAAUAAGGCGAGACAUGCCUUUUCCCCCAGGAUCCAUAGAAGCUUCGCAUCCUGUCCUGAAACCACGUCGGAGACUCACCAUGAAAGAUAUCGGAACACCAGAGGCCUGGAGAGUCAUGAUGUCAUUAAAGUCUGGUUUAUUGGCUGAGAGCACGUGGGCCUUAGAUACCAUCAACAUUCUCCUGUAUGACGACAACAGUAUUUCCACCUUUGAUCUGAACACGUUGCCUGGCCUAUUAGAGUUGGUGGUUGAGUAUUUCAGACGCUGCCUCAUUGAAAUCUUUGGCAUCCUGCGGGAGUAUGAGGUUGGAGAUCUUGGUCAGAGGACAUUACUUGAUCCUGACGCCUUGAAAAAAGAAUGGGAGAGCGUGGCAGAAGAGGAACCACGGGCCGAGGACAUGGAACAAGAGGAUGAAGAUGACGAAGAAGAGGAGGAGCGAGAAAUGGACGGACCAACUUGCGUGAAAGAGGAGCAAGAGCAGGAGCAGUGCAGUAAAUCUCGGGGUCGAGAUGAGAAGGCAGAAGACGGGGAGAAGAAGAGCAAGGGUUCUUCGUCUGAGCAGACGGGCUCAUUGCAAUCCCUACCCGCCCAUGAGAGACGCAAGCAGGCCAGCAAGUUUGACAAGUUUCCUCUUAAGGUGGUACGAAAGAAAGACCCAUUCGCGGCCGGCCAGUCUAACAAUCACGGCAAAAUGCAAGAGUUUGACAGUGGGUUACUUCACUGGAGUGCUGGAGGGGGAGACUCGACAGAACACAUCCAGACCCACUUUGAACCACGCAAAGACUUCUUGGAGCCUCGAGAACGAAUACUCGUGCCCCCAGCUUUGCUGAGGAGACGAGUCCCAGAAGAAGAGACACGGGAAAUUUUUUUACCAAAUGAUGAGGUGAAAGGGAAGCAUCACGACGAAGAAGAAAGGCCAAAAGAGUCAUCUUCCUCGGAGAAAGUAGCCGCCUCAGAGAAGGCCAGCCCCAGACCCAUCAGCGAAGACGAGAGGAAAACACAAUCUGAGACCAAGACCGUUGAGAGAGAUGCUGCAAUUCACCUGGAGAACAUUAGGUCAAUUCUUUCCCCCGGCAGCGUUUUCAUCCCACGGGCAAAGCAGACUGGCACCAUCCUGGAGGACGAGCCUCACAGUAAAGACGAGGGGCCGCUCAUUGCACUGGCUAACUGGCAGGAUUCUUUAUCCCGCCGUUGCAUUUGUGUAUCUAAUAUUGUCCGCAGUCUCUCCUUUGUACCGGGCAAUGACCACGAGAUGUCCAAACACCCAGGGCUGUUGCUGCUACUAGGUCGCCUGAUCCUGCUCCACCACAGGCACCCUGAGCGCAAACAGGCCCCGCUCACCUAUGAGAAAGAUGAAGAUUCAGAGGAGGGCAUGGGCCAAAGGGAUGAAUGGUGGUGGGACUGUCUGGAGCUCCUGAGGGAGAACACACUGGUCACUUUGGCGAACAUCUCAGGCCAGUUGGACCUUUCUCUCUACCCUGAGAGCAUCUGCUUGCCCCUACUUGAUGGUCUUCUCCACUGGGCCGUCUGCCCCUCAGCAGAGGCCCAGGACCCCUUCCCCACCCUGGGCCCCCACAGUUCUUUGUCACCCCAGAGACUGGUCCUGGAGACGCUAAGCAAAUUAAGCAUCCAAGACAACAAUGUGGACCUCAUUUUGGCCACUCCACCAUUUGGUCGGAUAGAGAAGCUAUACGGGAACCUGGUGCGGCUAAUCGGAGACAGGAAGGUUGCCGUCUGCAGGGAGAUGGCCGUGGUCCUACUGGCCAACCUGGCCCAGGGUGAUACUAUGGCAGCCCGAGCAGUCGCUGUUCAGAAGGGCAGUGUGGGCAACUUGCUGGGCUUCCUGGAGGAUAGUCUGGCUGCCACACAGCUUCAGCAGAGCCAGAGCUCUCUACUACACCUACAGGGGAUGCACUUCGAACCCACAAGCCCGGACAUGAUGCGGCGAGCGGCCCGGGCUCUGCACGCCUUAGCCAAGGUGGAGGAGAACCACUCAGAAUUCACACUACACGAAUCCCGACUCCUCGACCUGUCAGUGUCUCCCCUAAUGAACACGCUGGUUUCUCAUGUUAUCUGUGAUGUACUCUUUCUGAUUGGCCAGUCAUGACAGCUGUAGGGAGCCGUGGCUCCACUUUUUGGGGGGUUUGUCCCCAAUCCCCUCUUCCCCGGUAACCUGGCUUGUGUGUGUAAAAGGGCAAGGAAAGUUGAAGUGACUGUCUUUAAUUUAUGAAAAUCCUUCAGAUUCCAUUCUCUGAGCCCUCCCCAGGCCGUCCUUGUUCGAGGAGGAUAAUCACAGAGCUGUGGUGGAUUACAAACCAGAGAGAUGCCCACAAAGUGACACUACUUGCAACAUGAAUGCCGACUGGACGACACAGAGCAGAGCACCACAGUUGGGAGACUGUUCUGCACUUGGGGGGAAAAAGUACUUUUUAAUGAAGAUAAAUGAAUAAAUAAAUAGCUGAAAAACAAAAACUGUAACCAAAGUUGCUGUCUCGUUUACAGUGAGUUUGGGAGACACAGCGUGCCCUAGCUCUCCCCUCGAGGGCACGUUGAGUCCGUAACCGGUUGACGUUCAGAGGUGAAGCAGACUGACAAGUGGCCUACUGGUUAUAGUUGCUGUAGUUGGAUUCUCACCAGUCAGCCCGACGGCACACAAAGUGCUGUCAAUAGACACCUUCACCAGGGAGGCCUGUGCAGUGUGCAGUAGAUUGUAGGACAUUUUCUGUACCAUACUGCUCUUGAGUGUAAGCAUUCUGUAACACACCCGUUUCACACAGAGGCUGACGAUGCAGCUCUUCUAGAGUUUCGAGGUCAUUUUAGUUUGGUGUUGAACAGAAAAUGGCUUUCUUCCCCAAAGUACCAAGAACCUACAACCCUUACCUCCUCUUAUCCCUUGAUUGUAUGAAUACCCUUAUGAAAAGAAAUCACCUCUUAGGACUGGUUUUCAACUUCAAAUACAGCUUUGCUGUGGUGUAUAUAUAAUGUUGUACAUUACACUUCCUUUCUCUGUGUCUGUCUCUGUCUGUGUCACUAUUCUCACACUUGUUAUUGGUGAGGGAUGGAGGCUGACUUUGUGAGUUUGGUCCGUGACCUCCAGUCCCCUGCCGAUAUGACCCACUCCUCUGGUCUUUCCACAGCUCCGUAGUGCGGCAGUCACGGCUCAAACCUGUUAUCUCCUGGUACAACAAAAAUAAACUAGAUGAAGUACACAUUGACAACUUUUCUCUGGUCAUGGAUUCUGCAUAUUUGUAUUUCAGACUAUGUAGCUAAGACAACAUGUAAAUUCCUCUCUUUCCCUUUUUUGGCUCAAUGAAUAUCAUUUAUUCAGUAUGAAAUCUUUAUACUAUAUGUUCCACGUGGUAAGAAUAAAUGUACAUUAAAUCUU
This is a messenger RNA of Scophthalmus maximus (turbot), 8718 nucleotides long. RefSeq names its product AT rich interactive domain 1Aa (SWI-like) (gene arid1aa). NCBI's taxonomy places the organism in Eukaryota, Metazoa, Chordata, Actinopteri, Pleuronectiformes, Scophthalmidae. Gene Ontology annotation, cellular component: nBAF complex; SWI/SNF complex; nucleoplasm. The transcript is spliced from 20 exons. Gene Ontology annotation, molecular function: nucleosome binding; DNA binding. The coding region runs from base 337 to 7440 and encodes 2367 amino acids. Gene Ontology annotation, biological process: chromatin remodeling; regulation of transcription by RNA polymerase II; positive regulation of DNA-templated transcription. The record is from RefSeq and is a predicted model, not a curated record.